AUAAGAUAACAUACAUAAUAUACAGCUUUCACGAAUUUGUGAGCAGGCUAACAUCUACGGUCUGUUUUCAUGGCAAACACAACACACAUAGCUAUUAUUGCAAGUCCUGGUUUCGCCCACUUGGUCCCCAUAAUUGAGUUCAGCAAGCAACUUGUGAAGCAUCACCAAAAUUUUCAUGUCACUUGCAUCAUUCCCUCACUUGAUUCACCCCCAGAAUCAUCCAAAGCUUACCUUAAAGCCCUUCCUUCAUUCAUAGACUUCAUCUUUCUUCCUCCAAUUAACAAAGAACAAUUACCCCAAGGAGUAUACGUUGGACAGCAAAUUCAACUCACUGUUUCUCUUUCUCUGCCAUCAAUACAUGAGGCCCUGAAAUCCUUGUCCUCCAAAGUCCCUUUAACUGCGUUGGUCGCAGAUCUUCUUGCAUUCCAAGCAUUGGAAUUUGCAAAGGAGUUCGGUGCCCUCUCCUAUUUUUACUUCCCUUUAUCAGCUAUGAUAUUGUUACUGUUGCUACACAUGCCAAAACUUGAUGAGGAAGUUUCAGGUGAGUACAAGGACCUAACAGAACCUAUAAAGUUACAAGGUUGUGUACCGAUUUUCGGGGUUGAUCUUCCUGAUCCAAUCCAAAAUCGAUCAAGCGAAUAUUAUCAGCACCUUCUUAAACGUUCCAAAGGAAUGCUUAUUACUGAUGGUAUUAUUAUCAACACCUUCUUAGAAAUGGAACCAGGUGCUAUAAGAGCAUUGGAAGAGUUGGGAAAUGGAAAAACCAGAUUCUACCCAGUUGGACCCAUUACGCAAAAAAGGUCAAUCGAAGAGACUGAUGAGUCUGAUAAGUGUUUGAGAUGGUUGGGCAAGCAGCCACCUUGUUCGGUGUUGUAUGUUUCUUUUGGAAGUGGUGGAACACUCUCUCAACACCAAAUCAAUCACUUAGCUUCGGGUUUGGAAUUGAGUGGUGAGAGGUUCUUAUGGGUUUUGAGAGCACCAAGUAAUUCAGCUAGUGCUGCUUACCUUGAGACUGAAAAUGAGGAUCCUUUGAAAUUUUUACCAAGUGGGUUUUUGGAAAGGACAGAGGAGAAAGGUUUGGUUGUGGCUUCAUGGGCACCUCAGGUACAGGUCCUUAGUCACAAUUCAGUUGGAGGGUUCCUAAGUCAUUGUGGUUGGAACUCGAUUUUGGAGAGUGUGCAAGAGGGAGUGCCUCUAAUAGCAUGGCCACUCUUUGCAGAGCAGAAGACAAAUGCAGUGAUGUUAGCCGAUGGACUCAAAGUUGCAUUGAGGCUAAAAGUUAAUGAGGAUGACAUAGUGGAAAAGGAGGAAAUUGCAAAGGUGAUAAAGUGUUUGAUGGAAGGGGAAGAAGGUAAAGGGAUAGCUGAAAGAAUGAGGAAUUUAAAAGAUUCUGCUGCUAAUGCAUUGAAAGAUGGCUCUUCAACACAGACCCUAUCUCAGUUGGCCAGUCAUUGGGAAUAUUUGAGUGGGAAUUAGGAAAAUUGUUUUACUUAGAUAGUUUUAUAUCUUGAUCUUGAUUUGUACAUUUCUACUUAGUCGUAUUUCGUUUGCUUAAUUUUCUGAACCUUUUUUCUUUGUGGUAACUGGGAGUAAAAUAGUCGUUGUGUGAUUCCUGAGAUCUGUCUGUUGCAUCUUUUACACGUGAGACAGACAUUUUAACUGUAAAGACAAACAUAAGCCAUUGACUGAACACACGAAAACAUAUUAAGUUACAUUAAUAGUUGCCUUACAUUUGCCUUACAAAGAAGUACCACAAAUUGAGUGAGUUCUUUUUCAAGUCUAAUUCAAAGGCACAAUUUCCAUUUA
This is a messenger RNA of Glycine soja, 1806 nucleotides long. Its product is annotated as hydroquinone glucosyltransferase-like. The coding region runs from base 70 to 1476 and encodes 468 amino acids. The transcript has a single exon. Gene Ontology annotation, molecular function: UDP-glycosyltransferase activity. NCBI's taxonomy places the organism in Eukaryota, Viridiplantae, Streptophyta, Magnoliopsida, Fabales, Fabaceae. The record is from RefSeq and is a predicted model, not a curated record.